AUGGAUACGACAGCCGUAAUCAAGCUAAGCUGCCAGGCCGCUGAGAGCGUGCUGCGCUUUCGUGCCGUUGGCUUCACUCGCAGACCAACGAUCGAUCUACAGUCCUUUAGAGCUGCCAUUACCUCGCAAAUUGAGAAAGUCGCCAAAGAUCACCGUCACCGCUUUGAAGUUCCUCUGACCGAGGUCGCUAACUACGCAGGCAUUGGCGCCUCUCGUGCUGCCCAGCAAUGGAAUGACAUAUCUCACGAAGAGAACCAUGUUGCAGCCGAGUGGUUCCGCAACUGUGUUUGCAACCUUGUCAGCGGUGUGGUGAGCGACAUUGGACAGAUGGCUUUCGAGGACCAGGGCAUGAAUGCCUGCAUGUACCUCGAACCUGACGACUACGACCCUUUCGAUGUUCCCAGCUACGCAACAGCAGCGAUCAUCGGCAGCGUUUCGUCCUCGCCCUCAACCGAUGAGGACAACUACUACGGCUUCGAACCACCUCAGGCCCAUGAAAAUAGCCAUCAAUCACCGGCCAAUAGCACUCGAUUCAAGGAGAAUUGCACAGACGAUCUCCUUCCGCUUCGACACGAGAUUGAGAAAGGCUUCGCAUCGGUGGAGCGGAUGGCGGCAUCUCAAACGGACACCUCAGCUCGAGCCGAAUUCAUACAGAAUACAAAAUCCCUCCGCAGUAUUUGCGAGCCUGUUUACUCCGGUUCUUCGCAACAGAAAGUCCUCAAGCGCCCUGCCAAGCGAGCUCGCUUGGGUUCUUCGCCUUUGAAGCCGUUGCCACUCUCAGCUGGCCUGGUAGCACCGGCAAGCCACGACGUUCCCAGGGCGCAGCAGAAGUUCUGCUGGACGGAAGAGGAAGUCAAGAUCCUACUCGCUGAGAAGAAUGCUGGUCGGAAGUGGCAGGGAAUUGAGAAGUUGCUCCCUCGUCAUACCUUGAACUCUUGUCAGCGGAAGUGGCAGAUUCUCAAGAGCAAGGAUGCUAGUUUACAAGCCCCAGUAGAUGAUGUCAAUGGCGGCGAGAAGGACCAAAGUGACCAUUGCCAGACGGUCGACCAGUUGAAGGUGGGCGACCGAGAGGGAACCUCGGAGGCCAUCCCAGUUCAAGAAGAUGAGGACAAGCCAACGAGCGUCCCAACCAAAGAGAGCAACCAAUGCCAGGCCGAGAGCGCAGACCUCCGCGAUAAUGACAAGCCGCACCAUAUCGAGGCCGCAUUUUCCAGUGAUGUAAUGGAGGACGCUGGUGGAGUCUCUGCCGAGGACUCAACAACCAAGAACAAGAAGGAGAACAAUCUUCCGGAGUGA
Molecule: messenger RNA, 1296 nt
Organism: Diaporthe amygdali
Lineage: Eukaryota; Fungi; Ascomycota; Sordariomycetes; Diaporthales; Diaporthaceae
Exons: 5
Coding region: 1-1296 (431 amino acids)
Source: RefSeq, a predicted model, not a curated record